Molecule: messenger RNA, 1161 nt
Organism: Arachis stenosperma
Lineage: Eukaryota; Viridiplantae; Streptophyta; Magnoliopsida; Fabales; Fabaceae
Product: protein FAR1-RELATED SEQUENCE 5-like
Exons: 2
Coding region: 1-1161 (386 amino acids)
Source: RefSeq, a predicted model, not a curated record
AUGGAUUUCACUCGUUCGACAGUUAGGAGUGCCUCCGAUGAUAGUUGUGGAGAUUAUUAUCCGAGUGGUGAUACAUACGACGAUGAGGAGAACCUCGAAUGCAGUACAGGUGGCGCUAGCGGGGAAACUAGUGAAGGUGGUGCCGAUGAUGGUGAUGGGUCGGGUGAUGCAGAUGAUGUGGCAGAGGGUUGUCUCCGCCGGCCAGUCGCUGCGAAGGACUUCUUGGGAAAAGAGUUUGCAACUGAGGAGGAUGCUUACACUGCCUACAAGGAAUUCGCUAAAUUAAGGGGUUUUGGAGUUCGGAAGGGAGAUGUAGCUCGUGUGAAUGGGCAUAGUGCGUGGAGGGUCAGGACCAUCGUGGACGAACACAACCACGAGCUUGCCCCACCAGUGUUUGCACGUCUCCUUCCUAGUCAUCGGAAGAUGAGUGAGGGUGAAAAGGCACAGGUGGAUAGUUUGAAGCAGUUUGGGAUCGCCACGUCGAAAAUAAUGGCUUACAUGGCGGAGCAAUCUGGUGGGUAUGGCAUGCUCCGAUUUACCAAAUGGGAUGUGUAUAAUUAUGUUCACAGGCAAAGGGUCGCGCGAAUACUUGACGGCGACGCUGCGGCAACUAUCAGUUAUUUGGAGGGAAAGGCAAAUGCUGACAUGAGGAGCGUGGCCCGAUACACACGAACCCCAGACAAUCGUUUGGGCAGCCUAUUUUGGGCUGACGAUGAGAUGAUGAUGGAUUAUCAGCUAUUUGGUGACGUCUUGGCUUUCGAUUCGACGUACCGAUCUAACAAGUACAAGAAACCACUGGUGGUUUUCUCCGGAUCAAAUUACCACAAACAGACAACUAUAUUUGGGUUCGCGUUGUUGGAGGAUGAGGAGGUCCGCACUUAUAGGUGGGUGUUGCUAAACCUGCUAGAUGUAAUGGCACAGAAGAAGCCGUGUGUAGUGGUGACGGAUGGGGACAAGGUGAUGCGCACUGCAAUUGCGGAGGUGAUGCCGACGGCGACACAUAGACUCUGUGGUUGGCACUUGGAGAAGAAUUGCGUCCAACGGGUGAAAGAAGCAGAAUUUCGCAAGGUGUUUAGGAAUGCCAUUUAUGCAAACUUUGAAAUCAGGGAGUUUGAGGAGUAUUGGAAGGCAUCCAUGCAUGGAGUCGCUUGGCAUAGAUGA